GCACUGGCAUCUGUGGCGGAGGUGGACGACGACGAGCUGCGGCUACAGAUCACUGAGGGCCGCACUUUUGCAGCUAGCCCCCUGCGUUUAGGGGAAAAUACGGUUUUUUGGGGUUUUUUUGCAAGUGGGUCCUUGGGGGGACUCGCCGGAGAAGAUGCUGCCCUACGCGACGGCGGCGGAGGCGGAGGCGGCGCUGGGGCGGGGCAUGACGGCGAUGGAGGCGGCGUGGUUCAGGUACUCGGCGGGGAUGCCCGACUACCUCCUCUUCUGGCACAACAUCCUCUUCCUCUUCGUCGUCUUCACGGUGGCGCCGCUCCCCGUCGCGCUGCUCGAGCUCCGCGCGCCGGCGGCCGUCGAGCCGUUCAAGCUGCAGCCCAGGGUGCGGCUCUCCAGGGCCGAGUUCGUCCGCUGCUACAGGGACGUCAUGCGCAUAUUCUUCCUCGUCAUCGGCCCGCUCCAGCUCGUCUCCUACCCCACCGUCAAGAUGGUGGGAAUUCACACAGGAUUGCCGCUGCCGUCGCUGGGGGAGAUGGCGGCGCAGCUGCUGGUGUAUUUCCUGGUUGAGGACUACCUCAACUACUGGAUCCACCGGCUGCUGCAUGGAGACUGGGGUUAUGAGAAGAUCCACCGUGUCCACCAUGAGUUCACAGCACCCAUCGGAUUUGCUGCGCCAUAUGCACACUGGGCUGAGGUCCUCAUUCUCGGCAUCCCUUCCUUUGUCGGGCCGGCGAUCGCACCCGGUCACAUGAUCACCUUCUGGCUCUGGAUUGUGCUCCGCCAGAUGGAGGCCAUAGAGACACACAGUGGCUUCGAUUUCCCAUUCAGCCUGACAAAGUAUAUUCCAUUCUAUGGAGGAGCAGAAUACCAUGAUUAUCAUCACUAUGUUGGACGUCAGAGCCAAAGCAACUUUGCUUCUGUUUUCACGUAUUGUGAUUAUCUAUACGGGACCGACAGAGGUUUCAGAUUCCAUAAGGCAUACCAAGCAAAGAUGAAGGCUCUCGGGCAAAGUGAUGGCGAGAAAGCAGAUAUGAAUGGACUUAGCUAUGCAAAGUUGGAUUAGACUGUCCUAUAUAGCACAAUCUGAAUUGGCUUGCUUGGUCACUUUGUUCGUUACGGCAUGUGUAGUGUUUUGAUUUCCGCAGUAGGGUUUGCGGUGCUGUGCCUUUCGUUUUCCUGUGGUCGUAAGCAUCCGUGGAACUUGUUACGCUGACCAAUAACCUUGUGAUUCAGGUAGCUUUUAUGUGAAUUUGCUCUCUGCUUGAAA
Molecule: messenger RNA, 1264 nt
Organism: Oryza brachyantha (malo sina)
Lineage: Eukaryota; Viridiplantae; Streptophyta; Magnoliopsida; Poales; Poaceae
Product: very-long-chain aldehyde decarbonylase GL1-10
Exons: 5
Coding region: 155-1060 (301 amino acids)
Biological process (GO): sterol biosynthetic process
Molecular function (GO): iron ion binding; C-4 methylsterol oxidase activity
Source: RefSeq, a predicted model, not a curated record